Messenger RNA from Gloeophyllum trabeum ATCC 11539, 1377 nucleotides. RefSeq names its product APH-domain-containing protein. The record is from RefSeq and is a predicted model, not a curated record. The coding region runs from base 71 to 1252 and encodes 393 amino acids. Lineage: Eukaryota; Fungi; Basidiomycota; Agaricomycetes; Gloeophyllales; Gloeophyllaceae. The transcript is spliced from 8 exons.
CCGGUGGCCAAGCUACCCCGCAUUUGGAGGACCAGGGGAGUACCCCGCACGGUCUUGCUCUUUCCUGACUAUGUCUAAGUCUAGUAGCAAGAUUGGCGGAGAGUAUGGCGAAGUCAGGGCUACGAUUGACGUGAAUAAACUGAACGCCUAUCUCAAAGAUAAAGUGCCACGCGUCAAGGCGCCAGUUGAUGUCAAACAGUUCAAGUUUGGGCAGUCCAAUCCCACGUAUUUCUUGACCGAUGCGAGUAACACUCGUUGGGUCCUUCGGAAGAAGCCAGCAGGACAGCUGCUAUCGACUACUGCCCACCAGAUCGAGAGGGAAUACACUAUUCUUAACGCAAUCCACCGGCACAAUGUCAAGUCAUCUACACCAUCGGAACAGAACGUUCCUGUUCCAGAACCUAUAAUUCUGUGCGAAGACAAGGAGAUCAUUGGAACACCAUUCUAUAUUAUGGAGUUCUUGGACGGUCGGAUAUUUACCAAUCCUAGAAUGCCAGAGAUACCCGAGAACGAUAGGCGAGAAUGCUGGCUAUCGGCUGUGCGCGCUCUGGCGGCUCUGUCUUCGUUAGUGCCCCAGGAGCUGGGACUAUCCAACUUUGCCCCUAUGACUCCCUAUUUUCCCCGUCAGAUAAAAUCCUUGAGCCGUGUCUCCCAAGUACAAUCGGAGGCCGCCGACGUCGAGACGGGGAUACCGACCGGAAAGAUCCCCAAGUUUGAUGAAAUGAUCGCAUGGUACCGCUCACAUCUGCCGGACGAGAGUAAAACGGGGUCGCGGAUAGUUCACGGAGACUAUAAAAUCGACAACAUGAUCUUCCAUCCGACUGAGAACCGCGUUAUUGGGAUUCUUGACUGGGAACUAUGCACCCUCGGUAGUCCGCUCGCGGACCUUGCCAAUUUGACUCAGCCGUGGUCGGUCGACCCCAGUCAGAUCCCAGAGGAAUACCGAGUUAGCCUACUCCGAGGGUUCAAGAACCAGACGGAUGAUAUCCCUAUCGACUUGGAGACGCUGGAGCGAGAGUAUUGUCGCCUUACCCACCAACCGUACCCUAUCACCGAGAUGGUAUUCGCUAGGAGCUGGAUGCUCUUCCGGUUGUCCGUAAUCUCUCAAGGGAUCGCAGCCCGCUAUGCUCGUCGGCAAGCUAGCUCGGAACAAGCAUUUCUUCACGUUAAGUUGUUCCCCAUUGUCGGCGAGCUCGCCAUCAGAGUCUUGGAAGAUGCUGGGCAUGUGCUUGAGUUGAAGUCCAAACUCUGACAUUUCGAUAGCGUACUAAUAAGUUAUCGAGAUAGAGUGUCUAUUAACGAGCGACAGUGCGUUGGCAAUAUAUGUAUAGCAAGUCCGAUAUGGAAUGAAACGAGAAUCUCAUCUAGAGUUUCGCG